CAGGUUCAAUUUGUUGGUGUGUGAUAUGAACAUUCCUCCCACGGAUUGUAUGGAGAUUGUAUCAACGGCCAAAGAUCUGCUGGCGCCAGGGGCUGCAUUGGUAGUAACUUUGAAGAACCACAGAGGUGGACGCAAGUUUAUGUAUGAGAAUACGGAGAAGGCCGCGGAGAUGUUCAGCGCAAUGUGUGAACCGUCAACUGUACGGAAGUUCCAGCUCAUCUCGGGCCGAGAGCAGGAGUAUACCAUGGUCGGGCGAACUAAAGCAUAAC
This is a messenger RNA of Sphaeroforma arctica JP610, 269 nucleotides long. RefSeq lists its product as hypothetical. NCBI's taxonomy places the organism in Eukaryota, Ichthyosporea, Ichthyophonida. The transcript has 2 exons. Bases 26 to 268 code for a protein of 80 amino acids. The record is from RefSeq and is a predicted model, not a curated record.